CUCCCGAAAAGGACAAAAAAACGGGGUAAUACAGACAGAGAGGAAAAGAGGGAGAGAAAAUAACAAACGCUGCUGGAACGAAAGAGCGAGCUCAAGCGCACUGGGAGCGACCCAGGGUCAAAACUUUGAAAAAUACAUAUAUAUUUCACAGACAAAGGAGUGUCGACUUUUGCUCAUUUCUUUAUUUUAUAGAACUUGGGCACGCUGACAUCAUAAUUAUUUUGCAUAAGAGGACAGCAUAACCGAUCACCAUGACGACUGAAAUGCAGGAGAUCGCCAUCACAGAGGAGAAGCCUUUACUGCCGGGUCAGUCGGACACUGUGAAGGACGCAGAGAUCGCGGCCCGAAUACUGCUGGAUCAAGGCCAGGAACACUGUGUCGAGACGUCUCACGGCGUGCUGCACGUGACGGUUCACGGCGCCGGAAACGUCCGCAGACCGGCCAUUCUGACCUUCCAUGAUGUGGGAAUGGACAGUAAGAGCUGCUUCUCCACCCUGUUUAAGUUUGAGGAGAUGCAGGAGAUCGUGAAGAACUUUACUGUGGUCCAUGUGGAUGCUCCGGGACAAGAGGACGGCGCGGCCAUUUAUCCUGCCGGAUACCAGUAUGCAACUAUGGAUCAGAUCUCUGAUAUGCUUCCAGCUGUCCUGCAGUAUUUUAAUUUCCGCACAAUUAUCGGUGUAGGAGUUGGAGCUGGCGCUUACAUACUGUCCAAGUUCACUUUGACUAACCCUGAGGCCGUGGAAGGGCUCGUUCUGAUCAACGUCGACACAAACGCACGAGGCUGGAUGGACUGGGCAGCACAGAAGCUCUCCAAUCUGACGUCUUCCCUCUCAGACCAAAUCCUGAGUCACCUCUUCAGUCAGGAAGAGAUGUCGGCAAACACAGAGCUCAUUCAGACUCACAGAGAGAGAAUCUCUAAAGCGCCAAACCUCAUCAACAUUGAACUCUUCUGGAAGAGCUACCAGGGUCGUAGAGAUCUGAACAUCGAGAGGAAUAACACGUUCAAAUGUCCUGUGAUGUUGGUGGUCGGUGAUCAGGCUCCGUAUGAGGAAGCAGCUGUGAGUCUUUAUAUCAGUCAGUCAGUCAAAAAAUCAAACAAACAACAGCAACAACAAAAUCAUUUAUCCACAGAAACCCACAGGGUUAUUCUGACUGCACGUCUGUUUCUGUCCACCUAGGUGGGAGU
Molecule: messenger RNA, 1186 nt
Organism: Cyprinus carpio (common carp)
Lineage: Eukaryota; Metazoa; Chordata; Actinopteri; Cypriniformes; Cyprinidae
Product: protein NDRG2-like
Exons: 12
Coding region: 252-1178 (308 amino acids)
Biological process (GO): signal transduction
Cellular component (GO): cytoplasm
Source: RefSeq, a predicted model, not a curated record